CGCUGCUUGUGGCGCAGUUUUUAUUCUGCUAAGCAUUGUGCGCAUGUGUCUGCAGCGCUGAUUAAAGGAAAAAAACAACCCGAAUGCGCUUGCGCGUAUUAAAAUUAUUGAUUGGGUUUCUUGACGCAGAAUAAUUAUUUAUUUGUUAGUAUUGGAAGUUGAAACGUGAAUAAAGUCAGAAGAUGGGUUGAGUAAUUUUUUUUAAGUCAAAAAGUGUGGUGAGUUACGUAACGUUUUUUUUUGAAAGGUGACCUUGCCUGGGUGCGAUAUGGCGCAUGCGUAAAGUGAAGCGUGCUUAAAGAUGGCGGCUUCCGGGGGACCCAUGCUGCUGAGAAGUAUAAUGGGUCAUUUGGCAGUCCGAGCGGUGUUUAGAAGGCCUCUCUGGGCACAGAAAACACCCAGUGCUUUUGGUCAGCAGCAUAAACAGUUGCCUUUCCGGAUUUUCAGCACGGAGGCUGGCCAGGCAGCAUCUACAGAACUAGAUACAGAAUCACGGUUUAAAGAGAAGCCAUGGGAGUACUUGGAGUCUGAAGAAUACCUAGAAAAAUAUGGCAGCAAUCCUGUCUGGUUUGGCUACAGGCGCAAUCACAAAGGCCAGGUUCCUCCCCAGAAGACCCGGAAGACUUGCAUUGUGAGUGAAUUUAGUUUCCUGUAUGUGUCUCAGGUCUUGGUGGAAGUGUGCCUGAUGUUGGUGGAAAAGGUCCUUGCUUCAGAUCCCAGCAUGUCUGGUUAA
This is a messenger RNA of Sphaerodactylus townsendi, 733 nucleotides long. RefSeq names its product mitochondrial ribosomal protein S18B (gene MRPS18B). Lineage: Eukaryota; Metazoa; Chordata; Lepidosauria; Squamata; Sphaerodactylidae. The coding region runs from base 302 to 733 and encodes 143 amino acids. Gene Ontology annotation, biological process: mitochondrial translation. The transcript has 4 exons. The record is from RefSeq and is a predicted model, not a curated record. Gene Ontology annotation, cellular component: mitochondrion. Gene Ontology annotation, molecular function: structural constituent of ribosome.